UCUCUUCGAAGCAAUCUGAAAGCUUGCUGACAAAAAAUGAUGUGCAUGAAUGUCACCCUCUCCAUAACCCCAAAGAAAAAGACAAUUUGUGGAAUAUGAGUAAAUUCAGCCUCAUGUGACAGAAAACCUUUGAUUUUGUUUUUAACUUUAUAGGACUAGGCAACAAUAUUUUUUGUGGGUUUGUAGCUUUAUGGUAUCUCAUUAUAUAAGAAAAACUUUUAAGUUCUUGUUUGAUUUGCUGCUUUAUACAAUUGGAAACUUUGCUUUCCACCUGUGAAUUCAGGGACCUAGUUGAUUUAUUCCUCAUUAUAUACAAUUUGUUGGGAAAAUAUGUGUUUUUUCAUUCAGCAAUAGAAGCCCCUUCAAUGGCGCGAUCACAGUUGACUGCAGCCUCAACCUCCGAGGCUCAUGAGAUCCUCCCGUCUCAGCCUUCGGGGUAGCUGGGACUACAGAUGUGAGCCACCGAACCGGGCCUCUUUUUGAAUCAAUAGAAUUUUGGUGUGCUUCUUUCUAAAGUGUAAAUCUAAUUACAGUUAUUGGAUGGGAAUUGAGAUGAAAGCCUCAGUACCAUUCUGAUUCACUAAUGUACUAAAUCUGUGGGCCAGUACAUCCAAAUAGUGCCACUAUUACUACUGACGGCUCGGUUACGGUAGUUCCAACUUAGAAAUCUACUGGAAAGUAUGAAAUGAUGGUGCAUAUACAAGAGUGCAGUUUCUUUGGAGACAUUUUUAAUUUGAUAUUCCAUUUGACCCCAAAGAAGGUAAGAAAUAUCCUGUUCUUGGCUUGAGCCUGAGAGUUGGAGGCUGUGGUGAGUCGAGUUGGCACCACCGCACUCCAGCCUGGGCGACAGAGACCCUGUUUCAAACACACACAAAAAAACAGAAAAUGUCCUAUCUAUUAUGUGAAUUUCUGGCAUUGUUUCCAGUGUGUCCUAAUUAUGUUGCUAGAAAGUACUCAGAUUUCACCUACGAAAACGACGGGUCCAGGACCUACAGAAACCGCCGCGGGUUGGGGCGGCCGGGGGCCCACGGCUUCCUGCCUUGGGGCGCAGCGCCCGCUUUCUAAAGAAGCCUGGGAUCGGAUCCCGCCCCGCUGCAAGUCACGCUUCCCGUGCGUCCACAAGCACACUACCAGAAAAGAACGUUAUGUCCAAAUAAAGAACGAUGGCCCCCGCGGGGGCAGCGGAGGCGGCAAGUAGGGUCCGCCUCGGCGAGGAGCGCCCGCGAUCCCAGGGCUGUCUGCUCCGGGAACUUCUUAAAGAAUUACAGGCCGGGCGCGGUGGCUCAAGCCUGUAAUCCCAGCACUUUGGGAGGCCGAGGCGGGUGGAUCACGAGGUCAAGAGAUCGAGACCAUCCUGAUCAACAUGGUGAAACCCCGUCUCUACUAAAAAUACAAAAAAUUAGCUGGGCAUGGUGGCGCGUGCCUGUAAUCCCAGCUACUCAGGAGGCUGAGGCAGGAGAAUUGCCUGAGCCCAGGAGGCGGAGGUUGCGGUGAGCCGAGAUCACGCCAUUGCACUCCAGCCUGGGUAACAAGAGCGAAACUCCGUCUCAAAAAAAGAAAAGAAUUACAGACACCGGGAGCAUUCGGGGUCUGGAAGAAAGUGCGGUAUCUCCCCGCUUUAGGGUAACUAGGCCAGUUUGACUCUUUUACCUUGUGGCAGGAUAAACGGCUAGCGCCUCGAAGUGGCACGCUCGACUUUUUUUCACAAAGCCUAAAAGUCACGCUCAACCAAAUGGCAGCGUUCCCGCCUCAGGGGACGCCGGCCUGGAAUCAGACUGGACCGAGGAGGUAGGACCUGGGCAGCGCGAGGCCAACCACAGGCCUCACCCGCGGCCUCGAGCCCUGCCCAAGCGCAGCCGGCAGCCGACACCAGACACCCGGGACUCUCAGCACGCCGCCCUCAGCGAGGCGCCUCAGGGAAAGCAGCUUGAGGCGGGGAGCCGAUGGGAGGAGCCAGAAGGACGCCCCGCCCCCUAAGCCCGCCCCGCCGGGCGGUUUGAUUAAUGACCCUCUAAGCCGCCUCAACCCCCGGCGGCGUAUUCCUUUGGGUGGGCCCGGUCCUCCCCGCCUGAUCUGCCCUAGGAGCCCGGAGCACACAGGCCUGGCCGCGGGGUGCCAGCAUAAAAGGCGCCAAGCGGGGAUUGGAAGCAGCCGUCGACUUGGGCUUCGGCCGUACGAGGAUAGAGUGACCGGCGCGGCCCUGGCCACGCAGACCCUGCCCGACGCCCUUCGCUCGCUCGCACUGCGGAGCCGAGCCCCACUCGGCCGCUCCCGGAAAGCGCGCGCGGCGGGGGAAGCAGCCAUGGACCGCGACCGCCCUGCGGGCAGCCCUGUCAGCGCCAGCGCCGAGCCUGCGUCCCUGCCCGCCGCCACCCGUGACUCGAGCCCAGGGCGGACCGGGCCGGGGCCGACGGGCCCCGGGGGCGGCGCGCGUUCUGGGGGCGGAAGGCCGGCGGCGGCGAACGCGGCGCGGGAGCGCAGCCGGGUACAGACCCUGCGGCACGCCUUCCUGGAGCUGCAGCGCACGCUGCCGUCCGUGCCACCCGACACCAAGCUGUCCAAGCUGGACGUGCUGUUGCUGGCCACCACCUACAUCGCGCACCUCACCCGCAGCCUGCAGGACGACGCGGAGGCACCGGCGGACCCCGGGUUGGGCACCCUGCGUGGCGAUGGCUACCUGCACCCAGUCAAGAAAUGGCCCAUGCGAUCAAGAUUAUACAUCGGUGCUACUGGUCAAUUUCUGAAGCAUUCUGUUUCUGGAGAAAAAGCAAAUGACAACACUCCAACAGACUCACAGCCUUAGGCUCUUCCCUGGUGGGGGCUGGUAGAAGUGGUGGCUAUUGUUUUUAAAUACUAUGACAUAAUUCUAUAUUUAUUAUAUGAGACAUAACAAGCAAAAUUUCUGAAAGUUUACAUGUGAACCCAUAGUUAGAUGUUCAGAUUUAUCUCUCUAAACAUGGAAUAAACAGCUUAUCUGUUCAGUGUGAGUCACUGCUAUAUAGUGUAAGAGAAACUAUUAGAAAAAAAUCACAUGAAAGCAAACAAUUGUGUAUAUAUCUAAAGAAUGCACACAUUUCUGUAGUAUCUGUUACAAACAGAAAAGUUCAUAUAUACUGAUGCAGUCUUACUAGUUUAAAAAGAUAAAAUCUGUGUUUGUAAUAUACCAGUAUUCCAUUUUUCUACAAACCAUACCAUGCUUAAGUUGGUCUAAGAAGCCAUUUCAGUUGAAGAAAACUGUUGCAGUAAUAUGAAGAUGCAGUAACUUCUAUAAGUAGUUACUUUUUCCCUCUUAGAAAACUUGUUUGGUGUAUUAGAAAUGGUUUUCUCAGAGGACAGGGCUUGGCCACCUUCCUAGACGAUUAUUCUGUAUCUUACUGUGUUUGCAAUUUGUUGAAGGUUCUGGGAAUCUCUGCAGUCCAGUGUGAACAGGAGACCAGGUGUGAGUGAGCAGCCAAGUUUAUCACCUUCCCUGGUCACUGCAUAGCCAACCCACCCUCUUUCAUCUGGGCUAGAUGAGCUGUAGCCACCCUGGAGAGAGUGGCAAGUUCAGGCCUGAUGGGGGCCUCAAGUGUGCCCUCAUGACCCUCCUCAUAAUCAGUGUUGUGGUCUGGCUCCUUCUCCCCUUGUCAGUUGCUGUUCACAAGCUACCUGCUUGGCCAUUGUGAAAUGAGAGAAAUCCAGUCUGAUUUGGGAGUUCUGGCAAUGAUCUGCACCUUGAGAGGGUGUGGGAUACAGAGUGACCAUCCUGAGAUAAAUUCAGGCUGGAGCAGACCCCCCCGAAUCUGCCCCAGUGAGAACCUCCAUGGGCCUCUCUCUAUAUACCACAUGACAUUAAGUACCUGGGGAGCAGCUAGCUGGUUUGACUGAACCAGUGGCUUCAGUUUUCAGCAGGAGCUAGGGAUCAGAACCAUGAAGUAGAGAUGUUUGUGGGAAAGAUACGGAAUCCCAAAACAAUGGGAUGCAAUAAAGACAUCAGAAAAUAAAUAAAUAUCAGUCAUGGAUUUUGCUGACUUACAUUCCCUUGUAUCUCCCUUUCUUGCUUUUCUCAGUCAUUAGUAUUCCCCUUUCCAAUGUGAAAUUUAUUUACUUCCCAAUAACCCACAGCUUUAAAGUUGCUGAGCUUAACCCAAGAUUAGCAAAUAUAAAAGGUGUAUUAAUGGACUUAGUUGAACUAACAGAGCAAUUGAACCACCAUUUUAUUUUGUUUUCAUCUCCGUUUUCUUCCAACUUUUGGCAGUGAAGUGAAGUAAAAGAUCAUUUGAAGGCAAAAACUAGCAUUCAGUUGAUUCAGGUGAACAUGACAUGUUUUAGUCAUAUCUGAUAGUUUAUAUGUUUUAUUGGUGUGUGUGUGUGUGUGUGUGUGUGUGUGUGUGUGUAACACAGGGCCUCACUCUGUUUCCUGGGCUGGAGUGUAGUAGCAUGAUCAUAGCUCACUACAGCCUUGACCUCUCAAGCUCAAGCAGGUCUCGUGCCUCAGUCUCCCAAGUAGCUGGGACUAUAGGUGCAUGCCACCACACCUGGCUAAUUAUUUUAUUUUUUGUAGAGAUGAGAACUCACUGUGUUGCCUAGGCUAGUCUUGGAACUCCUGGCUCAAAAAAAAUUUGGCCACCUAAAGUGUUGGAAUUAUAGGCGUGAGCCACCAUGCCUGGCCCAGUUUUAUGUGAAUAUAAUCUUAAUGUGACCAAAGCAUAUCUUUUUGAAAGAAAGAUAUAUAAUAAAAGUUCUCUACAUAUUAAUAUGUAGAAAAGUACUUGCAUAUUUAAAUAUUUGUAAAUAUAUUUACCUACUCAUAUAAUAUGUAAAGAAAUAAAAAGUAAAAUGAGAUUUGGAUUCAACCAUUCACUAUUAUAAGUUACUGACAUAAGAAGUGCUAAAAAAGAAUCUUUAUCCUAAGGAAUAAAAUCAAAGCUUCUUUAAAGUUACCUCAAGCUGAAUUGUAAACACUAAAUUUAACAGCAAGAAUUUCAUAUUAAUUAUUUUCUUGCUAAUCUUAAGAUUUAUUCAUUUAGCUAGUUUUUAAAGUAUUUAAUUGGGGGAAAAAACUGUUAAAAAAAACAACUGUGUUGAAAAAACAGAUGACUUUUAAGUCAUCCUGUUAAAUAGUAGAACUUUGCCUUUGAUGGUAUUACUUUUAAAUCUUCUCAUCCAGUUAGUUUUAAUGUCAAAGAAGUGUAUUUGUUGUAGAUGCUCAUAAAAUUUUAUUAAAUUGCUAGAUAUGAUGAUAGGUUUCAGUAGGUUUGAAAAUUACAGAGAGAAGAAAUUGCAUAUUUUCACUCAAAAGUUCAAAGGAGCAUCCUGUUGUAACCAUGCUGUCUUUUUUUUUUUUUUUUUUUUUGAGACAGAGUCUCACUCUGUUUCCCAGGCUGGAGUGCAGUGGUGCAAUCUCUGCUCACUGUAACCUCCACCUCUUGGGUUCAAGCUAUUCUCAUGCCUCAGCCUCCUGAUUAAGUGGGACUACAGGCAUGCACCACUAUGCCCACCUAACUUUUGUAUUUUUUAGUAGGAGACAGGCUUUUACCAUGUUGGCCAGGCUGGUCUCGAACUCCUGACCUCAAGUGAUCUGCCUGCCUUGGCCUCCCAAAGUGCUGGGAUUAUAGGCGCGAGCCACAGUGCCCAGCCUCUGUUUUGUUUUUUGAGAUGGAGUCUCACUCUGCUGCCCAGGCGGGAGUGCAGUGGCAAGAUCUCAGCUUACUGCAACCUCCGCCUCCCAGGUUCAAGUGAUUCUCCUGCCUCAGUCUCCUGAGUAGCUGGGAUCACAAGGGUGCACCACCAUGCCCAGUUAAUUUUUGUAUUUUUGGUAGAGAUGGGUUUUGCCAUGUUAGCCAGACUGUUCUGGAACUCUUGGCCUCAAGUGAUCCAUCCACCUCAGCCUCCCAAAGAGCUGGGAUUACAGGCAUGAGCCACCACUGAGGAAAUACUCUAAUACACACAAAACAUCUCUUUACAGUGGCCAACUUAGAAAAGAACACAUGAUUUAUAUUAUCACGUUAUCAUGACAUGAUAAGACAAGUGGCUUGUUGGCUCUGUAUAUAAUUGUAUUAUUAGCUGUCAGGGAGAAGAAACCACAAAUCGAACAGACUGCUUCUGAUCUCAAUUUAUAUAUUAAAUAUUUUGAGAGAUGGCUUAGUCUAAAUGCUCUUUUCUUACUGUGUGUGGGUGAUUGUAAAUCAUAUCAAUUGUGUAUUUUAUUUGAAAAGCUAUGAACUUUGAUUCAUCUCACACUAGCAGAUUCUGUCUUAACUUGAUGAUAAAUUAAUGAGUUGUUUUAAAUUAUUGCUGGUGGCCAGGCAAGAGGUGGCUUAUCCCUAUAAUCUCAGCACUUUGGGAAGCCAAGGUGAGUAGAUCACUUGAGCCCUGGAGUUCAAGACCAGCCUGAGCAACAUGGUGAAACCCCUUUCUUCUCUACUAAAAAUACAAAAUAUUAGCGGGAUUUGCUGUGUAUGCCUGUAGUCCCAGCUACUUAGGAGGCUGAGAUGGGAGGAUCACCUGGGCCUGGGAGGUUGAGGCUGCAGUGAACCGUGAUGAUGCCACUGCACUCCAGACUAUUAUUGCUAGAGGAUGUGAUUGAUAUCUAAUUUCCCAAAUGAUGUAAGACACAGUAUAGUAUUGCUGUGUUUCUCUGAUACAUGCACUUUUGAAUUUUUUUAUUAUUUUUUGUUAUUGUCAUUUUAAAAGAACUCAAAAGCUAAGACUGUAAAAUUUUAAAAGCACUAGGAAAAUACUGUAAAGUUGUGUGUCUCAAAGAUAAUAUGUACUUUUGUUAUGUAAUGGCAGCUGGUGGUCUUAUAUGCAGCUGUUGGACUGAAAAAUAAAUGUCCCUUAAAUCCUGUGGAUUUGCUGCCUGUAGACUCUGAUCACCGCACAGAUGGCACUACAGCACAGUUGGGAAUGAGGGGCAUUAAGUAUUCCUACCUAACUACAUAAACCUGGAGAAGGUUUCCCUUCUUAUGUUUAUACAAGUCUUAAAUUUCAACUCAUAAGACAAACCAGCUCAGUGAAA
Molecule: messenger RNA, 7000 nt
Organism: Callithrix jacchus (white-tufted-ear marmoset)
Lineage: Eukaryota; Metazoa; Chordata; Mammalia; Primates; Cebidae
Gene: TCF24
Product: transcription factor 24
Biological process (GO): regulation of transcription by RNA polymerase II; developmental process
Molecular function (GO): DNA-binding transcription factor activity, RNA polymerase II-specific; protein dimerization activity; RNA polymerase II transcription regulatory region sequence-specific DNA binding
Source: RefSeq, a predicted model, not a curated record